AUGAGAGUGCUGUCCGUCGCCUGUUUUCUCGGCGAGCAGCUAGAGCUGCCUAAGUCGGGGGCGGGAGGUGAGAGGAAGAUGGCUUCCAACGGCGGCGCCGGCGGCAGCGGCGCGCUGGGCGAUGUUUGCAAGCACCAUACGCAGCUGGGGGUCUGCGAAACGCGAGCAAAAUACCGCGAGGGGCGGAGACCGCGAGCUGUGAAGGUUUACACCAUCAACUUGGAAUCUCGUUAUUUACUAAUCCAAGGAGUUCCUGCACUGGGUGUCAUGAAGGAAUUAGUUGAACAGUUUGCUUUGUAUGGUGCCAUUGAGGAGUAUCAUGCUCUAGAUGAAUACCCAGCAGAGCAAUUCACUGAAGUUUAUCUUCUAAAAUUCCAAAAACUGCAAUGUGCAAGGGUGGCCAAGAAAAAAAUGGAUGAACGAAGUUUCUUUGGUAGCUUGCUGCAUGUGUGCUACGCUCCAGAGUUUGAAACAGUCCAAGAAACCAGGGAGAAGCUGCAGGACAGAAGAAAGUUUGUAGCAAAAGCAACAAAUCAAAGAGAUUGCUUUGUGUUAAAGAAAGCAGAGGGGCCUAAGAAGAGAAUGUCAAAGCACUCUGAGCAUGACCAUCCAUGGACUACAUCAGAAUCACCUGCAGCCAACAGCUGGGAUCCAUCCUGCUUUACAAGCUAUCAGGGGGUACCCUACAGCACAGGGCAUCCAGCUGGGAAUCAUCAAAGCCUAUUGACUUUUCCCCAUGAGUACAACUGUGCUGAAACUUCUGGGUACCUGGGUGACAGCACAUCCCUAACUCAAAGUGUGCACCCAGCAGGAGGUAGUCCAGGAACUUCCUUUGUGCAGCCAGGAACAGUUUGGAUUGAUAACGGAGUUGAUAGGUUCAUGCCACGUACAACCCACCUGCAGGAACGCAAGAGGAAGAGAGAAGAAGGGGCCAUGUUUUCCCUCCUUGGGACAAGUGUGGACAAGACUGAAGCUGUUUUUGGUCCACAGCUUCCAGAACCCCCUAAAGUGGACAUGGAUGAUGAUUCACUGAAUACUUCAGCAACACUAAUUCGAAAUAAACUGAAAGAGGUUGCAGAUUCUGUUUCAAGAACAUCUGUGGAAAAGCCAGAAAGUAGCUCAGCCAAAACUCUUGUAAAGCAGAGAAGAAGAAUAUAGAUAC
Indicator indicator is the source of this 1162-nucleotide messenger RNA. It is a transcript of the gene RBM48, whose product is annotated as RNA binding motif protein 48. Gene Ontology annotation, molecular function: nucleic acid binding. The transcript is spliced from 5 exons. NCBI's taxonomy places the organism in Eukaryota, Metazoa, Chordata, Aves, Piciformes, Indicatoridae. The record is from RefSeq and is a predicted model, not a curated record. The coding region runs from base 1 to 1158 and encodes 385 amino acids. Gene Ontology annotation, cellular component: nucleoplasm.